AUGACCAAUGCAGCCUGGAAUCUGAUGUUGGAAACCGGUACAUCCAUAGUAGAGGGGAUUGAUAAACUUCAGUUGAGGAACAAGAAUCAUAGAGUGUGUGCCUUGAGAAGCCUGGAAUCGGGUGGUGAGCAUAACGGCGCUCAUGGAAAUGGCGAACCCGUUGCCAUAGAGGAGGAGUAUCUCCAGACUCGGCUUAUCUCUGCCGAGGAAGUUCGAAAGGACUUGUGUGCAUGGAAGCCUUCAAUGGUGGAAGAAUACACAUCGCUGGUGCACACCACGGGAACAUGUAGCCCGUUGAGUCACGAGGACUUUGCGGCAAUUACGGGUGACUCAUCCAAGAAGGUAGAGGUGCUCCCGGGGAAGGUAAUCUUCUCAGUCAAGGCCCGAAGCGGCCGAAAGAAGACUCGAAUUGUAGGGUGUGGAAAUUUCCAGCAGGGUUGCCCAAGGACAAAGCUGGAUACUCAUGCGUCUGGUAUUUCGGCCGAGUCCAUCAGGCUGCUAGUUCGCUUCGCAGGGCAUAGUCAGUGGACAAUUUCAACAACGGAUAUCAAAACAGCCUUCCUGAACGCCCCGAUUGUAACACCCAAUGAAGAGACAAUCAUCGUUAGGGUUCCAAGCAUCUUGAGGGCUGCGGGCGUAUGCCAGGAAGCAUACUGGCAAAUCAAGAGGGCCCUGUAUGGAUUGGACGUCGCGCCGAGGAGUUGGACGCUGUUUCGGAACAAAACCUUGGGGUCCAUCGAGCAGCAUGAUGGGACUCGUGUCACAUGCAAACAGCUACCGGCCGACUCCAAUAUCUGGGAAGUCAUUGAUGAAGAUCGCCAAGUUCGGAUUGCGUUGAUAGGGGUGUACGUCGACGACUUGAUGCUAGUGGCACCCGAGAGUCAUCAAGAAGUGAUGAUGAAUACUCUGAGAGGUCUGUGGACGACCUCGGAGCCAGAAGUGGUGGAAGAAGGCAAAGAUGUCUCCUUUGCUGGAUAUGAGCUGCGGAAGUGCGGUGAUGUCUUCCAUAUGCAUCAACGAAGUUACAUCCUGGACAUGGUUCAGCAGUGGGAAGUAGACACUGAGACGGUA
Symbiodinium sp. CCMP2456 is the source of this 1071-nucleotide messenger RNA. NCBI's taxonomy places the organism in Eukaryota, Dinophyceae, Suessiales, Symbiodiniaceae. The record is from the annotation of a GenBank genome assembly.